AUGUCCGAUAAUGGAAAACCAACCCCUCGCCGUUCCCCGUCGCACCGUCGUCGUUACCCCACCCACCACCCACCGUCCGAGUUUAUAUACUCUCUUUACAGCGAACGUUCACUGUCUAGCUCUCUUUCUCUCUCACGCGCCCAUCAGCUACUCUCUCGAAAUACACAGAGAAAUAGAGUGAGUGGGAGAGAGUGCGACGAGCAAGAGAAGUAUAUAGAAGGAGAUGGAUAUAGUGAAAAGGGGAGGGAAAUACCCGAGAAAACUAACCCGGUGGAGUCUCAUCAGCGUUUGUUAAUUCUAUUAGUUUCCAUUAUGAGCCGCCCAGGAGCAACUGGUAGAGGGGAGGUGGGGGGACGGCUUGGCUCCACGGCUCCGAACUUGGUCCGAAUGGCCCACCAGAGACCCAUCCUCAUAAUUACUAAAUAA
Molecule: messenger RNA, 426 nt
Organism: Macrosiphum euphorbiae (potato aphid)
Lineage: Eukaryota; Metazoa; Arthropoda; Insecta; Hemiptera; Aphididae
Source: the annotation of a GenBank genome assembly